Molecule: messenger RNA, 3292 nt
Organism: Verruconis gallopava
Lineage: Eukaryota; Fungi; Ascomycota; Dothideomycetes; Venturiales; Sympoventuriaceae
Exons: 4
Coding region: 1035-2858 (607 amino acids)
Biological process (GO): nuclear-transcribed mRNA poly(A) tail shortening; regulation of mRNA stability
Cellular component (GO): P-body
Molecular function (GO): mRNA binding; protein binding; translation repressor activity
Source: RefSeq, a predicted model, not a curated record
CUCGGCUCGACUCGCACGGCCACUCAGCUUCUUCAUCAUACCGCCGUAACUUGAUUCUUCGCCCUGUUCUAUUCUUGUUUCUUCAUCUCUUCCUCGCCCUCGUCACCUUGUUUGUUCUCGCCUGCACACAUUCUCACACAAAAUCACCGCACAGUGAUUCAUCGUUUCGCUCAGUCAUUGUGUCUCCUCGUCAUCGCCUUCGUCGUCGUUGUACUCCCCGCCGCUGUCAUUCCCAAGUCAGUCGAUCACAGGCCGUUGUGCGUGAACGGAUCCUCCCAUCGCCACAAACAGUCUAGAGCGCCGUCACAAUCCACCUCCAUCAGUUUCGGAUCUGUGCCGGCGACCUCUCAUCGAAAAGCUAGUCCGGCCUCGCCGAAAUCACGCAGCCCACACACUCUUCGAACUUACACGCAUACACAUUCAAACACCUGUGCUCUUGCGCGCACACGUACACGCACUCAUUCACCGAGCACACGCACGCAAGCAUCCUCUUCACUGCUUCUCGGCGUCGUUGUUCUCUUUCACGAACCACGAAGCCCGUCCUCCACCUUCAGUCCACUCGUCCUCUCUACCUCACUGCCCUCUCAACACACACAACACGCGCGCACACGUACACACGUUCUGGCAUCCAUUACCAUUCUUGAUGUGUUAAAAAGUCUCCUGCUUUUCGAUCGGCUCGCAAAAGCUCCUUUGAGGUCAGCAGGUCUGCAGGAGUCUUCUUCUUCGCCAACCAUUGCUAUUGUGCGUCCUUCCCAUCUCUCCCUUUCACCUAUCAUCGACUCCUCCAUCCUCGCAUCGCUUGUGUGCACAGUGGCCACGGCACGCGUGUUUUCCCUCCAUUGUCUCCCGCUCAAUUCGCUGUUUGGCCUGCAGUCUACUCCGAAGCUGCUCGCCCACUGCACGAAUCUGCCUACAUUUUGCCGUAACACGGACCUUCGCUCCUCCCCCGCCAAGUUACAUCCUUGUAGCCCUCCGGCAGGUUAUAUCAAGGAAACGACCAGUAAUUAAUCCAUCGUUCGUUCCCGUCCUUCAUCAUGGCCUCCUUGAACACUCCGGGCAACCGCAACAGCACUCCUGUCGAGUCUUCCAGUACCCUGCGUCCCCCCUCUUCCCGCCAGAUCGGUGCCGGACAUCACCUGCGCGCGUCUGCCGACAUGGGGGCCUAUUCCGCGACUCCUCUAUCCGGUCGCAACAUUCGCCCCGCCUCCGAAGUGCUCUUCAAUCAGGCUAAGGCUGGCCAGGGCUCCGGCGCCGCCGACGAGAUGGAUCAGGCGACGCAGCAGUGGCUUGCCGACAUCGAUCAGUACGAGGCCACGCUCGAGGAGAUGGCCACCGCCACUUUGGACCAGGACUUCAAGGACGAGCUUAGCGCCAUCGAGCAGUGGUUCCGUGUCCUGAGCGAGGCUGAGCGCACCUCUGCCUUGUACGCACUGCUCCAACAGACUACUCAAGUGCAGAUUCGCUUCUUCAUCCAGGUCCUCCAGGAGAUGGCUAAGAAUCACCCCAUGUCGAGCAUCCUCUCGCCAUCAGCGUUCGGGCAAAAAGACCCCAUGUCCGCCAAGUUUGAUCAAGCAAUGAACAGGCUAACUCCUGAAGGUUCUCGCAAUUCGCUCGGCAUCGCACGUCCGCCUCCUUCACCAGGUGCCAAGCGUCUCUCACAGCUUGAUCCUGCCGUCAUCAACUCCAUGUUCCCGGAUGCAGCGGCUGCUAUUGCCAAGCAGAAGGAACGCUUCACCCAGGAAACCGGCAUGGCACCCCCUUCAACUCGUAACAGCAUGAUCGGCGACCGAUCAUCCCUCGUGGCCCCAAGCAUCUCCGCGCCCGAGGAGAAAGCGUCUCAGGCGCCAUCCUCACCGUUCGUCACACGCACUGCAGACGCACAGCAGCCACCCAUCGCCCGUCCGAAGUCUUCGUCUGGCCAACAGCAGCAGCCCAUGGGUCAGUUCACGCAACCGCCGCCUUCAGCAGGUCUACGUUCACCACGCCCGCUCGGCCUCUCUAGCGACACUAAUAUCCAGAGCACCACGCUUGAGGCCCCACAGACAAUGGCCGCUGGUUUGCCUGUUCUUACACCGAUUGGUAAUUGGGCAUCUGCUUUGAAUACGCCUAUGGUAGGCAGCUUCCCGAACCAGCAGGCCCAAACAGAUCUCGCCAAUGCUACAGCCAUGAAGCUUGCAGCGCUCUCCACGGUGAACAACCGCAUCCAGUUCGAUGACGUGCGCAAGUACCGCCGUGAACGGUCCAGCGAAGGCAAAGGCAACGGUGCGCCAGCCUCACCAGGCCUCCCCAACGCAAACUUCCUGAUGACCAAUGAGCUCGGACAGACGCAGCAGCUUACACCUCAGCAGCUGGCUGCGCUUCAAGCGCAGCAGAUGGCAGCUAUCAAUGGACGACGAUCGCGGCCUAAUUCACCGGGCGUCAUUAUGAACCCCAUGCCUGGCCUUGCUCUGCCUAGCUUGCAGCAGAAUGGUUUCUUGUCCGCGUACGAUAACAAUGCUGCGCUGCUCGCAGGCAUGAAUGCCAUCAAUCUGAAUCAGUUUGGUGGUGUACAGGGCGGCGAGGGUUACCUAAGCGACCACGGCGAUGCGCAGCGUGGACGUUCCCCGAGGGGUCGACGUGGCAGCAGCAAGCCGCCAGAGGACCCUACAGAUCUCCAGCUGCUGAAGGAUAUACCUGCGUGGCUGAGGAGCCUGCGCCUGCACAAGUACACUGAAAAUCUAAAGGAUUUGAAGUGGCAGGAGCUGAUCGAGCUGGACGACGAGGCUUUGGAGAAACGAGGUGUAAAUGCCUUAGGUGCUAGAAGGAAGAUGUUGAAGGUUUUCGAGCAGGUCAAGGAAAGUCAUCCGAACGGAACUUGAAUUGCUUCCCAAACCCCUGAUCGCCUAUGUCGAUAGAGGGGAGCUGUAAUCGUCUGUGUAUGUGCUCUGGCUGAUGGAUGUGAAACCCUCAUGCGAAUACGAUCACGGACUGGGCUCGACAGCAAGCAAAGCCUUGCUGUCGCAUCAAAUAGGAACACGCUCGUGGAAAGUAAUGUCACGAGCAAAGAAUGCUAGAUCUGUAAUGGGACACUAUGAGGAGUCGCUGACGUUUUAUCAGAUCGAUCAAAGCUAAAUGAUUGGUCUUAGUAUCUCAAUUUCUAUAUUUCUUUUCUCUCCUUCAUCUCUUGCUCUCUACCUCCGCAUUUGUGGCAAGGCUGCAUGGGCAUGGCGUCGUUCUUCUCGUGUUUAGGGAGUAGCCUCUAGUGUACUCGCAUGUGUAUUUACAGCCGUGUCUGCUGCAUCAUCAGAUGUCG